GACUCGGCAGCAGCAGCGGCAGCAGCUGGAUGGACUUGGCUGUGCUCUCCAGUACAGACCAGGAUGUUCCGCCUCCAGCUGGAUGUCGCCUUUUCCCUCCUUUCUACAUGUUUCCAUCCAUAGUUUGACCACAUAUUACUUUUUAAGGAGGACAGUGACACCAUGGGGCUCGUAUAGAUGCACUUAUAGACGCGAGGAAGCUACAAUUCUGAUGGAAUAUUUUACAAUUAGCCUGGAGGGUUGACUUCUUCGUCCUUAUCGUCUCCCCUCUCACGUUCUGAUGAUGUACCCGUCCUCCGAGAGCAACUCCACCGAGUCUAUCCUGUGGAUCAACACCACAGACGCAAACUUCUCGCAGCAUGGAAGACACGACCAUGAAGAGCAUCAGCAGCAACAGUAUCACGAGGAGGAUGGAGGAGGGCAGCAUCAGCACCCCUUCCUUACAGAUGCUUGGCUGGUGCCGCUCUUUUUCUCCCUCAUCAUGCUGGUGGGUCUGGUGGGCAACUCUCUGGUCAUAUAUGUCGUCUCCAAGCACAGGCAGAUGAGGACAGCCACCAACUUUUACAUAGCAAACCUGGCUGCCACUGACAUCAUCUUCCUGGUUUGCUGCGUCCCCUUCACGGCCACCCUCUAUCCUCUACCUGGGUGGAUCUUUGGUAACUUUAUGUGCAAAUUUGUGGCCUUCCUGCAGCAGGUGACCGUCCAAGCCACCUGUAUCACUCUGAUGGCAAUGAGCGGUGACCGUUGUUACAUCACCAUCUACCCCCUGAAAUCUCUCCGCCACCGCACGCCCAAGGUCGCCGUAAUUGUCAGCGUCUGCAUUUGGAUCGGCUCCCUUGUCCUGUCCACCCCAAUCCUGAUGUACCAGCGCAUCGAGGAGGGCUACUGGUAUGGUCCAAGGCAGUACUGCAUGGAGAGGUUCCCUUCCAAGACUCAUGAGAGGGCCUUCAUCCUCUACCAGUUCAUCGCCGCCUACCUGCUGCCCGUCCUCACCAUCACCUUCUGCUACAGCCUGAUGGUGAAGAGGGUGGGCCAACCCACCGUGGAGCCGGGAGACAAUAACUAUCAGGUCAACCUCCUGUCCGAGAGAACCAUCAACAUCAGGAGCAAAGUCUCCAAGAUGGUGGUUGUGAUCGUCCUACUCUUUGCCCUCUGCUGGGGUCCCAUCCAGAUCUUUGUCCUGUUCCAGUCCUUCUACCCCAACUUCCAGGCCACCUACGCCACUUACAAGAUCAAGACGUGGGCCAACUGCAUGUCCUACGUCAACUCCUCAGUCAACCCCAUCGUGUACGGCUUCAUGGGUGCCAGCUUCCAGAAGUCCUUCCGGAAAACAUUCCCCUUCCUGUACAGGCACAAAGUGAGAGAUAGCAGCAUGGCAUCGAGGACGGCUAACGCUGAGGUCAAAUUUGUGGCGGCAGAGGUCGGUAACAACAACAAUGACAACCAAGUCAACUGAAGGAGCCCGAUAAUGGAACAUCUGGCUGAUUUCCAAAUGAGAGAUAACGCUGUUCAACAUGGAGUAAAGCCUCUUAAUCCAAAAAUGAGACAAGCCGUCAUGCACAAAGGACACUGGGAUCAUUUGCCGACGGGUCCCCUGCCAAAGCAGGCUGUUGUUGGCACAUCUACAACUCAAUAAGCAGCAGAGAGGGAUUUGGCUACUGUGUAGUGUUGGACAUACUUGGUUUGUCAAACUAUAAGGAACAUAAGGAGAUCUUACAUCAGAUGGGUCUUUCCACAAGGUUGCCACACAAAUAUGUGUUCAUGUGGUUUACAUCUGACUAGACCAUGGAUACCGUGGACCACGGUUAAAGGGUUGUUUCUGCAGUGAGCAAGUCUAUGUGGACCUACAAGGAGCUGAUUAUUUAUUAUUAUCAUGUAUCCACACUUAUGUUGACGUUGUCUCCAAUUUAAAGGCAUUCUAACAUGUUUUUGUUGCUUUAUUUUCACAUGAUUGUCUAGUACAGGGGUCGGCAACCUUUACUAUGAAAAGAGCCAUUUCACCCACUUGCCCACUAAAGAAAAAUAGCCUGGAGCCGCAAAACGUUGUAUGUUUAAAACAACAUUGGAGGGAAAAAAAAAGACGAGUUGGAGUACUCUUGCUAGUACUGGAGAUAAACUUUUGUUUUUAAAUGAGCUCUAAUUUAUUUUUUAGAAUCGUCAAAUAACUCAUUAAUAAUAAUUAAUAACUCAAAUAACUCAAAGUAUUACUCAUUUCCCUUCAUGUUAACCUGUCAGAGAGAACUGGAUAGCAUCCUGUCUGCUCAUUCAGUCACCAGUCAGAACUCAGUCAGGAUGCAUUCAUGGUCUCACACAAAGUUGGAUUUUUGUAAACUCAUAACAAAGACGUGCAUUUUCACCACACGGGUGCUAAAAAAUAUUCAAGCAUUGCAAAGGGAGCCGCAACAAAGAGGCUGGAGAGCCACAUGCGGCUCUGGAGCCGCGGGUUGCUGACCCCUGGUCUAGUACAACAGUCGGUCUGGCAUUUCAGGAGCGCUUUAACUAAUUACGCCAUCCCUAUACAUCAAUAAAUGUGAGUGUUUCAUUGACUUUGUUAAAGAAUAUUGGUGUGCUUAUCUUAUUUUUACUCUUGUAUGACAGUUAAGAAUGAUAAUAUGUGACAUAAAUUAAAGGCCUUAUGAUGGCCACAGCUGGGACUGCAACAAAUACAAUCAAUUACCAUUAUUACCCAUGAGGAAAUUUAAAUAAAAAUAUUUUUUUAAAUAAAUAUUAGGGGUGCAACAAUACACAAAAACAUACAUUUGCACCAG
This is a messenger RNA of Doryrhamphus excisus (bluestripe pipefish), 2768 nucleotides long. RefSeq names its product KISS1 receptor a (gene kiss1ra). Gene Ontology annotation, molecular function: G protein-coupled receptor activity. The record is from RefSeq and is a predicted model, not a curated record. Gene Ontology annotation, biological process: G protein-coupled receptor signaling pathway. Gene Ontology annotation, cellular component: plasma membrane. NCBI's taxonomy places the organism in Eukaryota, Metazoa, Chordata, Actinopteri, Syngnathiformes, Syngnathidae.